AAAUAUCUUGAAUUUUUUGUUCUUGAAGUUUCUUCAUUUUCCUCUACUGAGAGGCUAAAACCUGUUCUCUCUCUCUGUGAUCUAAACGAGGAGCAUGGCUUUCUUCAUCAUCCUUUCUUUUCUCAUUUCUUCUUCUUUUGUUUUUUUCUUGGGAUAUUUAAUAUCAAUCUCCUAGUUACUUCUCCAUUCAACCAGGUCUGAAAGAUAUGGAUUCUAGUGGAUAUAUAGUUGAAGUUACAAGCCUGUCUCCGAAGGCGAUAGAGAAGGAUGUUAAUGACUUUUUUGCUUUCUGUGGGACGAUAGAACAUGUUGAAAUUGUCAGAGCUGGCGAAUAUGCCUGUACGGCCUACGUGACAUUCAAAGAUGCUUUUGCUAUGGAAACAGCAGUCUUGCUCAGUGGAGCUACAAUUGUGGAUCAACGCGUAUGCAUAACAAAAUGGGGACGCUAUGAAGAUGAGUUUGAUUUUUGGAAGCGGCCUUCAUAUAAUCUCGAAGACGAAACUGGUUCAACGUCCUCAGAAAGAAACCGAUCUGUUCCUUCUGCUGGAGAAGCAAUUUCAGUGGCUCAAGAUGUAGUGAAAACCAUGAUUUCGAAAGGAUACGUACUGGGCAAAGAUGCAUUGACCAAGGCCAAAUCUUUCGAUGAAUCUAAUCAAGUUUCAGUCACUGCAGCGGCCAAGGUAGCCGAGCUGAGCGAGAGAAUUGGCCUUGCGGAUAAGAUAUUUGCCGGGGUUGAAGCUGUUAGAUCCGCAGAUCAAAGAUACCACAUUUAUGAUACCACGAAAAUUGUUGCAUCAGCAGCGGGAAGAACAGCGGUGGCAGCUGCAAGCACUGUGGUCAGCAGCAGUUACUUCUCGAAGGGGGCUCUUUGGAUGUCCGACGCUCUUACUCGAGCAGCGAAAGCUGCAGCUGAUAUGGGUAGUCAUGAUGUUCAGAAGUGAAACGUUGGGUAAACUAGGAUACAUCUUGUACAUUAUGGUUGUAUAAUGUUUUUACAGGAGCGCGACAGCAUAGUUGAGUUAGAUUUAGUGCAAUGCCAAUCAUAAAUUUGUAGAUGUCCAAAUUUGGCUUGGCAACAUAUAACCAGAACUUUAAAAAAAUAAAAUAAAAAGACAUCUAAGAUUAUGGUUUCUAUAAUA
Cornus florida is the source of this 1139-nucleotide messenger RNA. RefSeq names its product binding partner of ACD11 1. Gene Ontology annotation, molecular function: RNA binding. The coding region runs from base 207 to 941 and encodes 244 amino acids. NCBI's taxonomy places the organism in Eukaryota, Viridiplantae, Streptophyta, Magnoliopsida, Cornales, Cornaceae. The transcript has 5 exons. The record is from RefSeq and is a predicted model, not a curated record.